AUGGAUUCAGCCAUGGACAUAUCCGCUAGGGCCCCGUCUCCCUCCCCCUCAUCCGAUUCUGAUAGUGAUUCUUACAACACCGAAUCGGCUCGCAUCUAUUUCGGCCCUCUUAAGACACCAGAGCGCAAGUUUGCCGCCGCUGCGGCCUCCAAGCGUCUCUUCCCUCCCCCAUCCAACUCCUCUCUCCGCCGCUCUCCGAGGCUAUCUAGCCCCAGACCAAGAUCGGCCACGCCAACCGAUGUGCAACCCACACGUGAAGACUUGGAUGAUAUUGAACGGGUUGCACAACUAGUUCGCGAGUCGGAGGAUGAGGAUGAAAGCAUGCCUACCUCAGGUUCAGGUACUCCACAGAACGGCGAAGUUUUUGUUGAUGAACCAUCCUCCGCACUCGCUGAUAAAGUUCUACAUGCACUUGAUAACCCUUCGCCCCCUCCAAGUCCACCCGCAGCAUUAAGUUUAUUUGACCCAUAUCACACGACCGUCCCAGAGGUAUCUACCGACUACCAAGCGGACCUAAUGUCCCUCACGAUCAAUGACAAGACCGAAGAGGAUGAUGAGAAUCCUCUGUACAAUCCUCCCACUAAUUUUCAACCUAGUCAACCGCCAUUGCCCUCUGACGUUCCGGUGGACUUGACCAAUGAAGCAGCAGCUGAGGGGAAUCUGAUAUCUUUUGACUCAUUCAUGACGCCGCCUAAGCAGGAUACUGCUUCUGGCAAUGUGAGUGAUCCCACAGUAACCAUUCUGCCUUCUGUUGUGCUCUCCGUGGACGACUUAUUGGCACAGUCUCCAAGUCCCGGAAAAAUUCUCAUGGCUUCUCAAGUCACCAUUCCAACCGUGCUAAUUCAAACACAUGAACAUAGCGCCCAGGAUGCGGGCUCACCAAUGGCCGUUGACAAUGCAAACCUGAUCGAUACAGGGAUUGAAAUGUUACCUGAAUUCACAGUGGGUUCUACGUCUGGAGAUCUCCAACCACAACAAGACAUUCUCGUUGAAGAUGUGAAUCAAACACCAACUCCGAAGCUCGGAGAGGCUCCAACUACAUUGUUAACCCAAUCACUACAAGGCAAUCUAACUGACGAUGUGGAUUCGACGCAAAUGAUGGGAGUAGGUGAGGGUUCCACGACUCCGCUACGUCGCUCGACGCGUCCUCGCAAAAGUAUUACACCGAAUCCCCCUGCUCCAAUUGCUCCCAUCCCAUCUCCUCCUUCUAUAGCGCGAACAAAGGUCAGAAGGAAGUCUGUAGCAGUAGACCCGAAAGAGGAGAUCAUUGCUGACUCUCAAGACGAAGAUGAACCUCAGCCCCGAACUACACCUGUGGCUGCACGAGUUAGGCAUCGCAGUCCAGGGAAGGUGCCCCUCUCUUUUCAGCGAGAACUUGGCUCCCUUUCUCCUACCUCAUCUAAUGUCCUUUCCACAUUGGCUUUCAGUGCAGGUGAUGACUCAACAGCAACUGAUGUUGCUGCUGCAGCUCCUGCUAGUGAUUUAGCAACCAUUGAACCAUCCCAACCGACCCUUUCUUUCUCUGUGUUUGUCCCACCGGAAACUGCUGGGCCGAGUACUCCAAUUCGUAAUACUGGUCCUAUCCGUUUCGUGAGCCCAUCGAAAGCCCAAACUUCCCCGAACAAAUUCCGAAUACAGACUCCCUCCCUAAAUGAUCCAACCGUCACUCCCGCCCGCCGCAUUCCAAUUUCCGAAGGCAUUGCUCAAGGCUAUAUUUCUCCUGAAAAGGCAGCUCAAUUGGGUUAUAAACCACCAGCCGCCCCUCUUGCAUUCGUUCCAACGCCGGCGAGGCGUGUUUUUGUUAAAGAUGACACUCAGCCGUCGACUUCGAAAUCGAAUGCACCUCGACUAGCUAGUCCGGUCAGAACGUUGCCUAAACAGAGGGAACGUUCAGCUGAACCACCUCUCAGACUCGGUGAAUCUAUUAAAGGUAAAGAAAAGGCGGCUCCGGUUCUCAAAAGGCCAACGACAGUUGUUGCCAAACUGCCAUUUCCUUUGGUUCCUUCAGAAACGCAAACUGUAUCGGUUCCAUCAGUAGCUCAAGCGCUUGCCCAGGAUGAAGCCAAUAAACCCAAAUCUAGUCCGCUUAAAUCGAAUCUUAAACAACCCACAAGCAGAAUACCUAGGAUUGGUGCCAAACCUUAUGCUCGUUCUGGUGAUACGAAAUCAACAGCCAAGGCCACUUCAACCACCACCCCACGGAUAGUCGAUUUGACCAAGGUAAAUUCUCUCAAUUAUGAGGUUUUCUUGUUAACCAAUCAUUUUUACCUUUCACAGCCUCCACCGAAACCUUCAAUCGUAGAGAAUGCACGCAGAAGCGUUCGUGUGCCUGAUUCUACAAAAAGCACAGUGGUUAGUAGUUCGAAGACCAAGCCUGCUACUGCUACAUCUGCAACUGUCCUGAAGAGAAAGAGAGAAGCAGAGAAGGUUUCUCCGCCUAAACCUCGUGUGGUCAUAAUUCGCAGAGUACCCCCCGUAGUAACCGCGGCGGCCAACGAACCAUCUACGAGCACGCCGACCCAAGCGUCGAUUCCAAGCGCUGCCCCUUCUGUUCCCGCGAAAUCUAAAAAGCCAUCGCAAGGACCUUUACGAAUUCGCCGAGUGAUGGACCCUGAACCACCUGUUACGCGACAAGUAACGCCACCUCCACCUCCAGUGGUGCCACCAGAACACGAAGUUGAACUGCCUACAAUAGUUGUCAACCCACCGCGGGCGGUAAAUGGACAAUUAGCACCGAUUAAAGACCCUUCGCCUCCCCAAGAUAUGGAAGUUGAUGAGCUAUUACCUAGUUCCCCACCUGAGCCGGCCUCACUGGAACCCGAAUCUGUACCAAUGGGAGAAAAUGCCACCUCCGAGACGGUCGUUGUAACACCCACUCCUAUUGUCACUGUCACCGACUAUUCUAGCAUCGAUCCUCCUACUUCUGGUUUGCGGCGAACGACUCGGUCGCGGAGGACUACUACUACUGCUAUUGAUGUCUUUGGUGAAGGUAACUCGCGGUCGACUGCCAGCAGUCGACGGAAGCCUCCAGCCUUCCGGUCUGAUGAUGUGUUCUCCGGGAUGAGUAUCACGGCUCUCAAAGAUCUGACGACGUCUAACACUGUGCACAAUCAAAAGUAUCUGGCUGCGAAGCUGGAGACUGAGGUUGUUCGCAGAGAGGGGAUUCGACCGGAAAGUCCGGCUAUGAAAGUACGUACUGUUUUGCAGCGGCAGCAGGAUGAGAGGGAAAAGCAGAGAGCGGAGAGGGCGCAGCGCCGAUCUAGACGAAGCGGCGAGCUAUUAGAUGAAGAUAUGGAAGGAUCUAGCGAUGUUGGAUAUUCGAGCCUAGGGGAGGAGCAUGGUGCGGAUGAAGAGCAGCAGGUGAAGCAUCAAAGAGGGGCAGGGGAUGAGGAAGACUAUGUGACGCCGGAGAGACCUCUCAAACACCUCAAGCGGACACGGCUCUUUGGCGAUCCUGAAGAAGAGGAACCUGAGCCACCGAAGAGGAGAGUGAAAUGGGAUCGUGGACUCUUUACGACGGUUUAUCUGGAUGAAGUGCAGCUUGGAAGUCGACAAACAACCAAGGAAAAUGUGUCUUUAAAGGGUAUUCUGGCUCCUACGGCUAAGGCUCUACGACUGGACACUCUAGGAAACUUGCCCCAUGCAGAUACCCCACUCACCGAUUUGGUACAAGAAAACAUCACAGUCAAGAAAAUUGUUUAUGACAGUGAUGUCAUCGAACCCGAAAUUGUUGUCAAGAACACACGGGCAAAAAAGAAGAAAUAG
This is a messenger RNA of Psilocybe cubensis, 3765 nucleotides long. RefSeq lists its product as uncharacterized. Lineage: Eukaryota; Fungi; Basidiomycota; Agaricomycetes; Agaricales; Agrocybaceae. The transcript is spliced from 3 exons. The coding region runs from base 1 to 3765 and encodes 1254 amino acids. The record is from RefSeq and is a predicted model, not a curated record.